CUCCCACAGUAUUAAAACUACUUUCCUCUCUCUUCCCCAAAUCCUCUCUUUCUCUCUCUACGUUUCUCUCUCUUCAAGCAAAGGAUCUGCAGCCAGCAACUAUGUCUGAGGCUGCAAAAACUCCACUGGUUACUACAGAUGAGAAGGCAGAUUCUGGUGCGUCAGCUUCGGCGGAGACACCAUCUGCACAGAGAAGAGCAGCAACACCUCCUCCAGUUGGUGGAAUGCCGAAUCCGUUCGAUUUCUCAGCUAUGACUGGACUGCUUAAUGACCCGAGCAUUAAGGAAUUAGCCGAACAGAUAGCAAAAGAUCCUUCGUUUAAUCAGAUGGCAGAACAGCUCCAGAAAACCUUUCAAGGUGGUCCAGUUGAAGAUAGUAUCCCCAACUUUGACACACAACAAUAUUAUUCGACAAUGCAACAAGUUAUGCAAAAUCCUCAGUUCAUGACGAUGGCCGAGAGAUUGGGUAACGCAUUGAUGCAGGAUCCAGCCAUGUCUGGCAUGCUUGAAAAUUUGACGAACCCAGCUAAUAAAGACCAACUUGAAGAACGAAUGACACGUGUCAAAGAAGAUCCGUCUUUGAAGCCUAUUUUGGAUGAGAUUGAGAAUGGUGGUCCUGCUGCUAUGAUGAGGUACUGGAAUGAUAAAGAGGUUCUCCAGAAAUUGGGUGAAGCAAUGGGAUUUUCUGUGGGAGAAAGUGCCGCAUCCGCUGGCGACGGUGCCGAUGAAGACGAAACAGAGGAAGUAAACGAUGAGGAAUCUAUUGUUCACCACUCCGCUAGUGUUGGUGAUGUGGAGGGCUUGAAGAGUGCUUUAGCUGAUGGUGCUGAUAAAGACGAGGAAGAUUCUGAGGGAAGAACCGCAUUGCAUUUUGCAUGUGGAUAUGGCGAGAUUAAGUGUGCCCAAAUUCUUCUAGAAGCUGGUGCCAAAGUAGACACCUUGGAUAAGAACAAGAACACUCCCCUUCACUACGCCGCUGGCUACGGCAGGAAGGACUGUGUCGAGCUUCUAUUGAAGAACGGUGCUGCUGUCACUCUUCAGAACUUGGACGGGAAGACACCAAUUGAGGUCGCGAAGCUAAACAACCAAGACGAGGUGCUAUCCUUGCUCGAGAAGGAUGCAUUUCUGUAAAAUCGUAAUGCGUUUGAAAUUCUUCUACGAGAAAAUUUGUGGCAUACCCCGAAAAUUGAUAUUUAUGGAUUCGUUUAUUUGAUUAAUGGACAAGCGUGGCUUCCAAGAUGGUUUUUAUUUAUAUUUGUAAAAAAAAAAGAACGUGGUUUUCGUCGAGAUCUGACCUUAAAUAAACGCUCCUUAGGUUUUUAGGUGGUGAGAUUUGUAGAAGCUGCGUUUGUGGUGUGCUAUGAUUUUUUUUCUAGUUAAGGGGUUGUUUGGCAGCAGCAUUGUUUGCAGUUUAAAAUUACUUUCUCAACCAUUUUUUUUUAUUUCAAAUAUUUUUUGCUUCA
Molecule: messenger RNA, 1462 nt
Organism: Erythranthe guttata (spotted monkey flower)
Lineage: Eukaryota; Viridiplantae; Streptophyta; Magnoliopsida; Lamiales; Phrymaceae
Source: RefSeq, a predicted model, not a curated record